Messenger RNA from Pipra filicauda (Wire-tailed manakin), 2784 nucleotides. RefSeq names its product F-box protein 47 (gene FBXO47). Gene Ontology annotation, molecular function: protein binding. The record is from RefSeq and is a predicted model, not a curated record. The transcript is spliced from 12 exons. Lineage: Eukaryota; Metazoa; Chordata; Aves; Passeriformes; Pipridae. Bases 611 to 1969 code for a protein of 452 amino acids.
AGCGCGGGAAAGUCGUUCUGGCCCAAAAUUCGCCUAAAUUCGAGUAAAAGCGGGGCGGAGUUAUUAAUAAUAACACCGACGAAACGCCGCUGGAGUAAAACACUGCCGGAGUGACACGCUGCUGUUGUUGGUGGUGAUUCCACCCCUCCAACGUGCCUGCGGCCCAACCGACAACUAACGUCCUGAAAUUUAAACGCUGGGUUUUUUUAAUGUUUGCCAACAUUUCUGCUCCCGAGUGAGCGUGGAUUAAGCAGUUCUCCAAACACCGGUGUCCCAGCAGCAGAUGGAGAUGCACAGCCCAUUGCCCAGCCCUGGCUGAACUCCCUAAGAAAUAAAAAAACCCACGUUAAGUCAAAGAGAGGAAGCGAGUGGGAGCUUUCAGGAAAGGCUUUAAAACUGGCUGUUUGCACUCGUUUUGAUUUACAUUAAUUUUAUCUCGCUCUGCUCUACGUUAAAACAGUGAUAAUCAGUUUAACUUCCAUCAGAUUGAACAGACACAGACUGGAACUGGACAAACACUUCCGAAAAACCUCGCUGGUGGCAAAGUAUUUUUUCCUUCCACAUAACACAGUCACAGACCCAAGGUUAACUUUAUGGGCCCAGCAGGACCAUGAGCUGCAGUGCAGGGAGCAGCUGCCCCUCCUUUCCCAGCCACAAACCCCGGCGGAGCCGCCGCUCCCGAGGCUGCUGGGACACCCUGGACACGGAUUCCCAGUCCCUGUCAGCACUGGGACACUUCCAAACCCUGCCCUUAGAGAUCUUCCACAUGGUGUUGAAAUAUCUCUCAGUGAAGGACAUCAGCACGCUGAGCAUGGUGUCCAAAAGCCUCGGCCAGCAGCUGAUCCAUUACAUCUCCACCUCGGCAGGGACCCGCCGGCUCCUCCUGCAGGACUUCCACAACCUGGAGCUCCCCGGCAGGAGGGAGGGAGCCUCCAUCCUGGAGCACUACAAAUCCCUAGGGCUGCUGUUGAAGAGGUGCACGUUGCUGCUGCCCACCAGGGACAGGCUGAAGUUCGUACACAAGGUACUCUCAGAAGUUUCCUGUUUUAAGCUCAGUGGUUGUGCCAGCCCUUUGCACUGCCUGGGGUUAAAGUGCUACGGGGUGUUUUUACAGAUCCUGACAGCAGGCUGGGAUGAACUCGAGUGCCACCGGGUCUUUAACUUCCUCUGGGAGCUGAGCAGUUUGGCCAGGAAAGUGCAGACAGUUGUCAGCAGCAGAGCAGGCAGUGCCAGGAAGCUGGAGCUGAGGAUCAGGCUGUACUGCAGGAGGGUCCUGCUCAACCACUGGAUCCACAGGAGCGACUCUGCCUUUUGGCUCACCCGCAUUUUGAAGCCCUGGCCCAUCGUGAACCAGGCCCGGCUGCUCUACAUCAUCUUUGGGCCCGUGUCCUCUCUGGAUGGACACGUGGUGUGGCAGAAAAUGAUAGAAGGACCAACAGAUGAGAGCAGUCUGAAGGGUUUAGCUGAAGCAAUUAAGCUGCUGUAUGACACAGAAGCCAGGGAAUGGACAGCAGAUGAUGUUAUCAGCCUCGUGGAUGAGCUGUCAGUUGUUCCCCAGGAAUGGCUCAUGGAGAACAACGCUCGGCUCCUCCUCCUCAGUGGGAACAACAUCUGCUUCACCUUCCUGGCCAGCAAGGCUGUGAAUGGCAGGGCUGUGGAGCUGGCCAGGCUCAUGGUCUUCAUGGCUUUGGUGUGUGAGAAGGACCUUUACUGCAUGGACUGGGUGGUGAAAAUGAUGCAGAAGGUCUGCAGGGUUUUCAGCACUCCCUGGGAGAGAAACAACUUCCUGCAGUGCCUGGAGAACACCUUUGCCCACAUGCUCAUGGACAUGCUGCAGGCAGUGCUGGCUGGGGGGCACGACGAGGAGGACAACACCUUCCUGAAUUUAUUCCACCUGGUGAACGCCCAGGCAAACUUCCACAAGGAAAUCCUGUUCCUGGCCAUGAGGAGCAGCCCCAACACCACCUGAGCUCUGCAGACUCUGGCUCCUGGGUUUGGUUUUGAACAUUUGCAAAGAACUGCCCAGUUAUUUCUUCGAUUCCCGUUCCAGCUGGAGUGGCAGAAGUUGGGACCAUCCAUGUCAGUCCAGCUGAAGGAGCUCCAGGAGCUUUUGGGGACUCCACCGUGGGGUUCCUUGAGCUCUGCUUCUCCAGGGAAGCAGCCUGAGGCCUCUCCCUUGGGAACACGAACUUCAUUCUUUUCCCACUGUGCAUGUUUGCACACAGAAUAAAAAUGACAUGGUUUCCAUACUCAGACACCAACUGAGGAAUGUUAUCUUAGUUCAGAACCCAAAACAUGUUGGUCUUUAAAAUGUGUUUUCUCUCGGGAAUCCGAGGAGAAAGAGAUGGAUGGGGUCAGAGGAGCACAGCUACAUUUCUCCAGCUUGCCAGGGCCUCUCUCACUGACCCAGAGGUUCUGUGGCAGAAAUAUUCCUGACCUUGGAUGCUCAGCCACAGCCAGACAUGAUUCCUGGAAGCAGUUCAAGUGCUUUGACCAAGCAAGGCAUUUUUUUUCCCCCUCAACCUCCAGGUUUUCAUAAAGCAGAAGGAACUCCCAAAUCCCUCCCCCUUGCCCCAGGUAACAACUGUUGCAGUGUUUUGGCCUCCACAGGACUUUGCCAAGUUGAAGACACCCGUUAAAUGCACAUUAAAUUAAGUCACUGGUUCAUUAAAUGUAUAAAUGUUUCCUGCUUUAGAAAGGGGUUGGAUUUUCUGCUCUGUUGCCUUCAAAACAAAAGCACGUGAUGGGAAUAAAAAGCACUUACUGUCCGGGGGCUGUUUCCGA